Molecule: messenger RNA, 564 nt
Organism: Papaver somniferum (opium poppy)
Lineage: Eukaryota; Viridiplantae; Streptophyta; Magnoliopsida; Ranunculales; Papaveraceae
Exons: 1
Coding region: 1-564 (187 amino acids)
Molecular function (GO): RNA-DNA hybrid ribonuclease activity; nucleic acid binding
Source: RefSeq, a predicted model, not a curated record
AUGGCUGCGCUGAUAGCAUAUUUUCCUGUGGACGACAUACAAACAGUUACUGAAGAAGAGGGGGAUUUGUUCAAACCCAUAGAGUCAGCCACCGAUCAGACUGGGGGCGAGUACGCAAUGGAGGUAGAUACACCUGAACCAUUAUGGACUGUAUUUAAUGAUGGGUCAUCGAAUGUUGGUGGAGAUGGAGUUGGAUGUGUCAUCCUUACUCCUGAAGGUUCGAGGAUCGAGAAAGCGACCAUGCUUGGUUUUCAAGCAUCAAACAAUGAAGCUGAAUAUGAAGAUGCAAUUAUCGGUUUAAAGGCUGUCAAACAGUUAGAUGCGAAGAACGUGAAGCUGGUGACUGAUUCCAUGCUAGUAUUUAACCAGUUUCCGGGGACCUACAAAGCCAAGGAAGAGAGGAUGGCCCUGUAUUUGGAACAUAUGAGAGAGCUGGCAAAUAAAUUCGACCAAUUCUCUAUUGGGAAGCGACCACGGCUGGAAAACAGGCACGCAAAUGCUUUAGCAUAUCUUUCUUCCUCAGUGGAAACUGAUACCACCCGUUUCGUUGUAGUGGAUUUCUAA